This is a messenger RNA of Penicillium cinerascens, 735 nucleotides long. Its product is annotated as putative C2H2 finger domain protein. The transcript is spliced from 2 exons. Gene Ontology annotation, cellular component: nucleus. The record is from RefSeq and is a predicted model, not a curated record. Lineage: Eukaryota; Fungi; Ascomycota; Eurotiomycetes; Eurotiales; Aspergillaceae. The coding region runs from base 1 to 735 and encodes 244 amino acids. Gene Ontology annotation, biological process: regulation of transcription by RNA polymerase II. Gene Ontology annotation, molecular function: DNA-binding transcription factor activity, RNA polymerase II-specific; sequence-specific DNA binding.
AUGACGCUCGUGUUUGGUCGCUACGUCCUGUUUGACAGCGACGGAGAGUACAAUUGUCAAAUCUGCUACAGAGGGUUCUCCAGGUCAGCAAUCCUCGCCCACUGCCGAAACACCGGCAACCAUGAAUGGUGUGAGAGAUGCGAGCGUGUCUUCAAGACAAAGCACGCAAAACUGGAUCAUCUCAGGGUCUCCCCAAACCAUAACAUCUGCAUCUUCUGUAACCUGCGUCCGGACUUUCCCGAUUACGAGGACUUGAGGGAGCACUACGUCGAAGCCCACUUUAUGUGUCGCCUGUGCAAUAUCGUCCAGCAUACAGAGUUUGACCUUGGUCAGCAUAUCAUUUAUGAGCAUUUUGGCUGCGAUAUCUGCCUCCGUUCCUUUGAAAGCGAUGACAAUCUUCAACAUCACAUGAAGGUUCAUGAAGAGAAGAAUCUAGAGUGCCCCAAUUGUGAUAAAAGGGUUGCUAGGCUGUCUUAUCUUCUGCUGCACCUUGAGCGGAGCAGCUGCACUUCGGUCCGAAAGGUCAAGGGACUGGCCUUCCAAUUCGACGAUGAGGGUUACUACAGCUUUCUCACCCAUAACCGGUCAUUUUACUGUGAGAACUGCGAUAGCAAAUUUCGCUACCUGUCAAGUCUGUACCAGCACGUCGAAGACUCCACCGAUUGUUCGCAUUUGUUGGAGCAAUACGGUUCAGAUCUCAAUGACCUUGCAAAUUACAUAUUCAGUCACGUCUAG